This is a messenger RNA of Malania oleifera, 1842 nucleotides long. Its product is annotated as ATP-dependent (S)-NAD(P)H-hydrate dehydratase. Bases 249 to 1394 code for a protein of 381 amino acids. The record is from RefSeq and is a predicted model, not a curated record. Gene Ontology annotation, biological process: metabolite repair. NCBI's taxonomy places the organism in Eukaryota, Viridiplantae, Streptophyta, Magnoliopsida, Santalales, Ximeniaceae. The transcript is spliced from 11 exons. Gene Ontology annotation, molecular function: ATP-dependent NAD(P)H-hydrate dehydratase activity.
AUUUGAAAUUGAGCUUUCCAUGUUCCUUUUUAUGUUGGUGACUUUCCGCCGCUUACUUUUAUGAGCAUGAAUUAAAAAUUAUUUGGGAUGUUUCUCGCAGAAUUUCUCAUAUUAUCUAUGAGAUACCACUCCAACACAGUUUUUCUUAGAACUUUGUUUUUUGUUUUUUUGUUUUUAAAUUUGUGAACGAUGUCUGAAUUAGGGUCUUUCUCUUACAGGUUUGGUUGAAGAUUUUGUACCGCUUGCUCAUGCUAAUUGGACAUGGCAUGAGUAGUCGGAUUGCCUUCUUGGAUGCCCAGAACAAUCGCAUGUUAGCUUCGUCCUCUGUUUUCAGAAGGCAGCAGUUCCUCAUAAGGACGCUCGGAGGAUACACCGAUAACAUUUGUCAGAGAAGAAUUCUACGACAAAUAAAAUCAAUGGCGGUUGGAACUGCUUCAGAGGCUGAUGCCGAGAGCAUUUUGAGAACGAUAACUCCAACCUUAGAUCCAAGUAGACACAAAGGCCAAGCCGGGAAAAUAGCUGUUAUUGGUGGCUGUCGUGAGUACACAGGCGCACCAUAUUUUGCUGCUAUUUCAGCUUUAAAAAUUGGUGCGGAUUUGUCUCAUGUUUUCUGUACAAAAGAUGCUGCUCCAGUUAUAAAAAGUUACAGUCCUGAAUUAAUUGUACAUCCUCUUUUAGAAGAAUCUUACAGUGUUAGAGAUGAGGACAGAAGAUCAAUCUCGAGCAAGGUUCUCGCUGAGGUUUAUAAGUGGAUGGAAAGAUUUGAUUGUCUUGUUGUAGGACCAGGCCUUGGAAGGGACCCUUUUCUUCUGGAUUGUGUGAGUGAAAUCAUGAGGCAUGCUAGACAAUCAAAUAUCCCUAUUGUUGUGGAUGGGGAUGGACUUUUUCUUGUUACGAACUCUCUUGAUUUGGUUAGUGGAUACCCCUUAGCCAUCCUGACUCCAAAUGUCAAUGAAUACAAGCGUCUUGUUCAAAAAGUCCUAGAUUGUGAAGUGAGUGAUCAAGAUGCACCUGAGCAAUUAAAAUCUCUUGCCAAAAGGAUUGGUGGUGUAACUAUUUUACAGAAAGGAAAAUCUGAUCUUAUAAGCGAUGGGGAGACAGUUAAUUCCGUGAGCUUCUCUGGUUCUCCUCGCCGCUGUGGUGGCCAGGGUGAUAUACUUUCUGGAAGUGUUGCGGUAUUUUCAUCUUGGGCACGUCAAUGUAUCUUUGCCGCUGAAAAGAACCAAAGUAUCAGAAGACCAACAAAUCCCAUGUUGUUGGGUUCUAUUGCUGGGUCUGCUUUACUGCGGAAGGCUGCCUCGCAUGCCUUUGAGAUUAAUAAAAGGGCAACCCUUACAAGUGACAUUAUUGGGUGCUUGGGAAGAAGUUUGGAGGAUAUUUGUCCUGCAAGUUAAAGUUGUUGUUAUGUGGAGAGAAAACUCGAGUAAUUAUUCCUGCCGGCCGUUGUCAAGUGGACUCGCUAUUUUGUGUUGUUUUCUCAGGUUCGAUCAGCCUCUGCCUGUGGUUGGCGGGGGGAAGAGACGAAAGCGAAAUUGCAGAUACAAACUAGGAGAGCGGAAUAAGGGAAAUCCCCAGCUGAUGAUAACUCUGUGAAUUAGUAUUUUUUGGUUUUGUAGGUUUACCUAAUAGCUGUCCUGGUUGAUGUUUACAGGCGCCCAAAUAUGCAUAAGCCCUUGUGUUUUUCUGUCUGUUUUUGUUUCAUAAAACAGUAAGUACAGUGCAUUUUGACCCCUCCCUUUUUGAAUUCGGUCACAUAUUUAUUUGACAAUACUUGGACGCAACAAAAAAUUAUAACAGUUUUACAGUAAUCUCAAUAAUAAGAAUCUUAAACAUUUACAAAAA